UAUAAAAGAGCCUUUCCUCUGGAGCACUGAAGGGGAGGCUAAACAAACAAACAAACCAACAAACAAACCCUAUCUUCAACACAAAUGACCCUGUGAAUCUGGAGAGUGAGAAUCAAUAACACAUAGAGCAAUUCUAUAGACUAGGAAGGGAUCCCCAAGGAUCCCCGUCUAACCCAGUCCCCUGCAUGGCAUGCUCUUGUUUUGUGUAUUACACUUUUAAUUGUGAUGUAUUCAAUUUAUUAUUAUUAUUUUUAUCAAACUCUUGUUAUGGAAAUUGCCAGGGUGGAUGGGUUUUAUGCUUCUUCACUCAUUUCAGAUCAGAAUGCAACCAGCUCUUCCAGAGUUGCUAUUGUAUUUACUGCAGCAUGUAAAUCUUGCCUGGGGCUGAUUUAUUUAUUUAUUUUAAGCAAACUUAUAGUUUGGUUUUCUAUGCCUGGCAUUCUAAAUCAUGAAACAGUUAUUAGUAAUUUUAUUGCUGUACCCUUCUGUUUGGUUUGGCAUUGUUUUAUAGAUCUGCACAGUUUCUUUUCUGAAUAUUGCUCACACCGACUGUUAAUUCUUCUUCCACAGCUGAGCCCUGGUUUCUGAGCCCUGCUUCAGAGAGAAUGGAAGGAGAAGGAGAAGACAAACCCACUGAAAGGAAACUGACAAGACUCCUAGUGCUAGCUGCAAUGACUGCUGGUUUUGGAUCGUCUUUUCAAUAUGGCUACAACGUCUUUGUGAUCAACUACGCAGCAGAGUUCAUUAAAAGCUUUUACAACGAGACCUACUGAUGGAGGAAUCACAUCAGCAUAGACCACAGCUUGCUCCUGUUCCAGUGGGGGCUGACGGUUUCAUUCUUCCCAGUCGGAGGCAUGGUUGGGUCUCUUUUGGUGGCUCCCCUGGCAGAUAACUGUGGCAGAAAACGUACUUUGCAGGUGAAUAAUAUUUUGGCCAUCAUCUCUGCUGUUCUCAUGGGCUGCUCCAGAGCAAUGAACUCCUUUGAGUUCAUCAUCUUUUCACGUUUGGUUAUUGGAAUAUGUGCAGGGAUCUCCUUCAGCGUGGUUCCCAUGUACCUCACAGAGAUUGCCCCCGAGAACCUGCGAGGAGCCAUAGCCAUCACUGGCCAUUUCUUUAUCAUCUUUGGUAGCCUGAUGGCUCGCAUAUUUGGGCUUGACAAACUCCUAGGGACCCAAGAAGGGUGGCCGUUCCUGCUGAGCCUCACUGGGGUUCCGGCAUUGUUUCAGCUCAUCUUCCUGCCAUUCUUCCCCGAAAGUCCUCGGUACCUCCUGAUUCAGAGGCAUGAUGAAAAAGCAGCCAGAGAAGCCUUGGUGAAGCUAAGGGGCUGCGACAACGUGGAGGAUGAAAUUGAAGAGCUCCACGAGGAGGACCUCUCCGAGGAAUUGGAAAAGGAUAUGGACAUCUUUACGAUGUAUCACUUCGAUGACAUAUGGGGCCACCUCGUCUCUGCCGUCGUCUUGAUGGGCGGGCAGCAGCUCACCGGCAUUAAUGCGGCCAGCUAUUAUAUGGAGAUACUCUACAUGUCUAUGGGGUUAGAAAAGAAAAUUGUCGGGUAUAUCAGCAUAACGAUAUACAUUUUGCUUAUGUUCAUAACUCUCCUGGUGAUCCGUUUUGCUGACUCUUCGGGGCACAGAAAUCUCCUACUCAGUGGCUUGGGGAUCUGCAGCAUCACCUGCGUCCUCUUAGCCAUGGCAAUUGAAUUACAGAAGACCAUCUGGUGGAUGUCAUACGUCAGCUCAUCUUUUGUUACCCUCUUCCUCAUUGGACAGUCCAUCGGGCCAGAUCCAGUUCCAGUGGUGAUCAUAGCAGAGCUGUUCCUUCAGUCAUCCCGCUCCACUGCCUUCAUGGCUGGGGGCUGUGUUCACUGGUUCUGCAAAUUUGUUAUCGGAAUCGUGUUCCUUCAGACGGAGGUAAGUGGGUUUGGCUAAUACAUCCAAGGUUCUCUUAGAGGAGUCCCAUGUCAUCGAACCUGAGCUUCCACAGACUCCACCUCCCAUAAGGCAC
Zootoca vivipara (common lizard) is the source of this 2004-nucleotide messenger RNA. RefSeq names its product solute carrier family 2, facilitated glucose transporter member 5. The record is from RefSeq and is a predicted model, not a curated record. Gene Ontology annotation, cellular component: plasma membrane. NCBI's taxonomy places the organism in Eukaryota, Metazoa, Chordata, Lepidosauria, Squamata, Lacertidae. Gene Ontology annotation, molecular function: D-glucose transmembrane transporter activity. Gene Ontology annotation, biological process: dehydroascorbic acid transport.